Molecule: messenger RNA, 792 nt
Organism: Pomacea canaliculata
Lineage: Eukaryota; Metazoa; Mollusca; Gastropoda; Architaenioglossa; Ampullariidae
Product: E3 ubiquitin-protein ligase TRIM17-like
Exons: 1
Coding region: 1-792 (263 amino acids)
Molecular function (GO): metal ion binding
Source: RefSeq, a predicted model, not a curated record
AUGGACGCGACGGAAGCACCGCUGUCAGUCAGCUCAGAGAAGUCCGAGUGUCCCAUCUGCUUGAGCACCUUCACGGAGCCCAAGAUAAUGUUUUGUGGGCACAUAGUCUGUCGCUUCUGCUUAAUCACCUGGCUACAAGUCCGAGGGAUGAACGCCGACUGUCCUCUGUGUCGCCAUGCCAUUGUCGUGGGCCAGCUGGCAGACUUUCAAACGGAUCACCUGGCAGAGCAUGUGGCAGACUCAUUGCCAACAGACCAUGUGCUGCAGGCCAUCGCUCGCGGCACAGUGGAACUCACACCCGACACUUGUCAAUGGUGUGAAAAUCUACUUUGUUCUUCACUCAGUUCCCCGCAUCCCAACUGUCCUGUACAGCAGCAUUCACAGACUAUUGACCUGCGCGAGGAGAAGGCUCGAGCGUUUAUCGAUGACAUGUCCCACGUUCUGCAGGUGAUGCUUAGGUGGGCGAAUGACACAAAGAAAGCCCUAAAGGACACGGAAGAAGAGCUCCGUGGUCGGGUCGACUUCAACGAAAUCGUGACUCUGGAGCAAGAAGACACCUUGGACGAUGUCACCUUCUUCCAGAGUGAGACCGACGAGCUUUGCACGGUCCUCAUGACGCACCAGCGCCUCCUGCGGCGCGUGCUAGACAGCCGGCAGGUCGCGGCUACCAUCCUGCUGAUGAAGCCGAUGCAUAACAGAGUACAACUUCUGAUGCAGUGCAUAGAUUUCUUGAACCAAUCUUGUUUCCAGUGUUGUCAGAAACUGCGCCCAUCUUUGGAAGCAGUCGUUUAA